CCUCCACCACCACCCAGAUCCCUCUAUUGCCACCAUUGAAAAAACAGCCACCCUUGCACCGCCACCAAUUUAAUCAAUCUCAUUGUAAAAACAUAUAUCCCUAAGAGAUCAGCACCACCAUCAACCGCCGUUCUUCACCAUGUCAAGUUUGCCGGAGGACCAACUGAACCAGCUCCGGGAAAUAUUUACAAGAUUCGACUUGGACAAAGACGGGUCCCUCACCCACCUCGAGGUGGCGGCCCUCCUCCGCUCUCUUGGCCUGAAACCAAGCGGAGAGCAGAUCCAUAAGCUGUUCAAGAACAUGGAUUCCGAUGGGAGCGGGACUGUCGAGUUUAAUGAAUUGGUUAGCGCCAUGUCAUCGCAGAUGAUGAGCGAAGAUAUUUUGAUCAAUCAACAUGAGCUUAUGCAGAUCUUUCAAUCGUUUGAUAGGGAUGGGAGUGGGUUCAUUACGCCGGCUGAGCUGGCUAAAUCCAUGACGAAGAUGGGUCAGCCAUUGACGUAUCGUGAGCUCUCUGAAAUGGUUCGAAACGCCGAUACUGAUGGCGAUGGUGUGAUUAGUUUCAAGGAAUUUCAAGGAAUAAUGGCUAGAUCUGCAGCCGAUUCACUUGGGUUCACGUUGUAAUGACUUUGAUCUUGAAGGGUAAAUACGUAAGUAAAUGUAAAUGAUUAUUUCCUUUA
Messenger RNA from Lactuca sativa (garden lettuce), 678 nucleotides. RefSeq names its product putative calcium-binding protein CML16. Gene Ontology annotation, molecular function: calcium ion binding. NCBI's taxonomy places the organism in Eukaryota, Viridiplantae, Streptophyta, Magnoliopsida, Asterales, Asteraceae. The record is from RefSeq and is a predicted model, not a curated record. Gene Ontology annotation, cellular component: myosin II complex.